AAUAGUACCGCCAAUCCUACCAAUAAUCAACGCAACAUACCUGGCAUAUUCUUCAGCUAUGACACUUUCCCAUUACUUGUGAAGGUCACUGAAACGCGAGAUCUGUUGGGCACUUUUCUCGCACGAUUGGCCGCACUGGCUGGCGGGUUAUUCGCGACUGUGGGUCUGAUUCGUCAAGCUGUGUGCGGAAUUCCGGAGAUUGUAAUGAACACACGACCAGGUCGCCGUUUUCAAACGAACUGGAAACGUUACCGGCGUGCUUUGAGCGAAAAACUUUCUACCGAGGGAAAAGGUAUGGUUGAGUCGGAACCACCACUUAACCCUGAUUCAGACACCUAA
Molecule: messenger RNA, 339 nt
Organism: Echinostoma caproni
Lineage: Eukaryota; Metazoa; Platyhelminthes; Trematoda; Plagiorchiida; Echinostomatidae
Source: the annotation of a GenBank genome assembly